GUCACGGACCCCGUGUUUGAAUCCUGUGGGUGGCGGCAAAGCUUCAAGCUGUGACGCAAACCGACGAAGAAGAAGCAGCAUCCAAAGUUAUGACCGGAAGUGGUUUUUUCUCUCACGCUGUUGAGAGAAGCUGCAGUCUACAGUCACACCAGAUAUUUCCUCAGUGAGCCCUGAAGAUACCGGAGAUGAAAAAACAAGACACCGAAGAGUCUGUCACACAGGCCAUUGAGGAUACUCCACCUGCAGCAGGAGAGAUGGAGUCGCCCGCAGCUGCGAAAGACAGCUUGGACAGCAACAGCCCCAAAGAGUCUGAGCCGCAGACACCACAGACAGACACGCCUCCGCAAAGUGAUGAGGCAGGAAGUGACGUCGCAGAGGCAGCGCUGUCUCAGUGUGACAUGGCAGAGGAACUGAGCCGGCAGCUGGAAGACAUCCUCAGCACUUACUGUCGGGAAAGCAUCUCAGACGAUGCCAGCACCCUCCCCAAUGGCCAGUCACACAGCCUGGAGCUCAACGGCCUGACCAGGGAGGACGACAAGCCAGAUGAGGGCAAAGUCAACGGAGCAAACAUCGGGGUGGAGAAGGAGCAGAAGAAGAGUCAGGACAAGAAGAAAGUAAAGGGCCUGGGCAAAGAGAUCACUCUCCUCAUGCAGACUCUGAACACACUGAGCACACCAGAGGAAAAGCUCGCAGGCCUCUGUAAGAAGUAUGCUGAGCUGCUGGAAGAGCAUCGUAACACCCAGAAGCAGAUGCGAGUGCUGCAGAAGAAGCAGAACCAGCUGGUCCAGGAGAAAGACAACCUGAGAAACGAACACAGCAAGGCCAUCCUGGCUCGCAGCAAGCUGGAGAGCCUCUGCAGGGAGCUGCAGAGACACAACCGCACGCUCAAGGAAGAAGGGAUGCAAAGAACACGUCUGGAGGAGGAGAAAAGGAAGGAAGUGACGUCCCACUUCCAGGUGACACUGAACGACAUCCAGGCUCAGAUGGAGCAGCACAACGAGAGGAACGCCAGUCUCCGACAAGAGAACACAGAGCUGGCUGAGAAACUGAAGAAGCUCUAUGAACAGUACAAACUACGAGAAGAGCACAUAGACAAAGUGGUGAAGCACAAAGAUCUGCAGCAACAGCUGGUGGAUGCCAAGCUGCACCAGGCUCAGGAGCUGCUGAAGGAGUCCGAGGAACGCCACGACAGAGAGAAAGAAUUUUUGCUGAAAGAAGCGGUGGAGUCUCAAAGGAUGUGUGAGCUGAUGAAGCAGCAGGAAGUUCACCUCAAGCAGCAGCUGUCGCUGUACACAGAGAAGUUUGAAGAGUUUCAGACCACUCUGUCCAAGAGCAACGAGGUCUUCACCACCUUCAAACAGGAGAUGGAGAAGAUGACUAAAAAGAUCAAAAAGCUGGAGAAAGAGACGGCCAUGUAUCGGUCCAGGUGGGAGAGCAGCAACAAGGCUCUUCUGGAGAUGGCAGAGGAGAAAUCUGUGCGGGACCGUGACUUCGAGGCACUUCAGGGUAAAGUCCAGCGGCUGGAGAAGCUGCGGCGGGCACUAAAAGUCGAACGCAACGAGCUCAACAAGAAGGUUCAGAAUCUCAGCGAUCCGCACAGCGGCACCGCAGGAGCCCCCACCUCCGACCCAGGGACCGACUCCCCCUCUCCGCCACCCACAGACACUUUGCUGGAGCCCAGCAGCGAGCCCAGCAGCAACCCCAUCCCGGACACUGCCCCUCACUGCUCCCAGUCUUGCCACUGUGACCCAGAACUGGACACAGACGCGCUGCUAGAAGGGGCACAGGCUCAGCCCAUCGCCGCACAGGAAUGAAGCAACGCUGCUCACCGUCUCUCUCUCUCUCUCUCCUCCCAGCAUCAAGCCACAAAACAAAAAAGCCACCAAGCCCACAAGCCACUACUCCUCUGCUGGAUGAAGCUGAUGUUAAACACUGCUAGCAAGGUUAACUUGUGUCCUCCCAGCAUGCUCUGCUGUCUUUAAAAGGCGAUGGGAAGAUCUGUGCCUCAUCUGUCAGUAGAUUUACAUGCACACCGCAACUAAGUUACUGUGAAUAACCUGAUUAGUAGUUAAUAGUUUGAUUAAACGGUUCACAGUUCAUUUCCCCCAAUAAAUUGAUUUAUUAGUCAGCGUAAUUUUCAGAGGCAGCCUACAGGAAACAUCUGAUUGUUGCCACAAAGCAGAGGAGGAAGUUUUUUCAGAUUAAUUUAUUAGUCUUUAAAUUAGCCCUUUUUAGUGACACGCGCCACACAUGCUGCUGUUUGUGUACAGAAACAGAAAACCUCUCUAGCACACGCACUGAAUCCAAAUCCAGCUCCGCUACGCCUGCUCCAACUUAAACCUUAACUUGAACAAGACGACCUGUAGUAAUGUCUUUUCUCAGUGUGCAUGUAAACCGCUGCUUUAAAACACAUUCCCUUUGUUUGCCCGGCAGUAAAACACAGAACCGCUUGGGUGCUGCACGGGAUGACACAAGGCAAAGAGGGGCCACCAGAGGUUGAAUGAUUUGUGUGUGUGCGUGUAGCUACUCGUGUGCAUCUUUAGUCAUUGUGGUUUGAAGGGUUUGAUUCAUAGCGUGCAGUAUACUGGAGGUCACUUAUAGUAACUUUUUUCUUUCAGGCGAGGUCUUAACAGAGAGAUUUUUUUUUGUUUGUUUUAGCAAAAUUAGACAAUUCUCAAUAACAGACACUUUCUACACUGCUCAAAUGUUCAGAACACUUUCUAUGUUUCACCAGUUUCCAUCUUCCUCGUAGACCAAAUGUUUUCUUCUUCGUUUGCAUCACGCUUGUUUGAUUUUUGUGGUGUGUAUUUAUUGUUUGAAACAUAAUCUCUGAUAUUGAAAUAUAUGUAUCUUACAGAGCACCACUAUAAAAAAAAUAAAUCGGUUUAUUUUUUACUUGUUUGGUAAAGUUUAAAAUCUGUUACUUUUAUGACCAACAUUUAAUUCCUAACCUUUCUGAGAUCAGUUGCGUUGCUUUGUUUUUACUUGUGUCUCAGUCUGCUUUAUAACCUCGUAAUGACGACCACUUUAAACUUGUUCAGCUCCAUCUUUGUGUAUUGGUACGUAUGGUGUGCGUGCGCAUGUGUGUGCGGCUUACGUGGCUAUGAUUGUCUCCUCCCUGGUCGUUGCAGUAGCUCCUAAUCAGGUUUUAACUAGAGAAUGUUCAAGGACCUCUAUGCAACGCUUGCCUCUUGGUUGAAUUCUGUGGCAGUCUGAACUGACAAGCACUUAGCUAAGAAUGUAUAUUCAUUAUAUCCACUGUCCUGCAUGGAUGUAUUGUAUUAACAGACAAACAUAUCUCAGCAGAACUCUAUUUUUUGGUUUGGUUUGUUAAUUGCCUCUUUUUGUUUGACAUUGAACGUAACGCCAUGCAUUGCCCCAGUGCUUUUAAAAGGAGCAGUGACUGAGCCGAGUAGGACUAAGGAGGGAAAAUUAGAGAAAAUGUUAUUGAAACUUCUGAAAUGUGCUUUCACUCCCAAACAUGUUAUUUCUCCUCACACAUUCUUAUGUAAUACCUGAUAUGUAGCAUUGGUAACAAUUAUAGAACCAAGUCAUUUUCAACUUUAAACAGAAAUGACAGACCUGAUUUCUUCCAUUAACAGAUUCAUUGUUCCUCUGGUCCAGUGUUGGAUGUGGAGGUUCAUUGACCAUGAGAAGGAACCAAAGAUGUUUCCUUUAUUUUGUCUUUUGCAGUACUUUUAUCUGGCCCUGUAUAUUUUGUUUCUUGUUAAAUAAAAGAUGUAACAGUGUA
Larimichthys crocea (large yellow croaker) is the source of this 3751-nucleotide messenger RNA. RefSeq names its product taxilin alpha (gene txlna). Gene Ontology annotation, molecular function: syntaxin binding. NCBI's taxonomy places the organism in Eukaryota, Metazoa, Chordata, Actinopteri, Sciaenidae. The coding region runs from base 186 to 1814 and encodes 542 amino acids. The record is from RefSeq and is a predicted model, not a curated record. The transcript has 11 exons.